AGUGCAAUAUUUUUCCGCGAAAGAAAACCAGGUGAACUUCACGGAAAGUUUAAUUUCACGGAAGUUAAUUAAAAAAGAAAUCACGUUGUAUUAAGCUGGACCUGGCUGGCCGAAGAUGAAUAUCUUUGAGUUUGCUUUCUUCAGCUGCGGAUCAUGUUGUAUCUCAGAUGUCAAAGUAAAUGGCGUUCAUUGAUUGAAAAGAGUGUGUGAUGGCUGACAGAACUAACAACUUCCAGACUUUAUUUUUUUUACUGGCAACUGAAAAUUUAUUGUGUAAUAGUGACAGUGCAUUCUGAAGUAUCGUAUACCCAUACAAUAAAUUUAAAUGACAUGGGCCUCUAUUAGACAUGGCCACCGAGGAAGGCAAGGCAGUUGUGUUCCGUGAGUACAACGGCAGAGGAGUGUUCUAUGGUCGCAAUCGGUCAGCAGCCUCUGUUUCGGAUGACGACUUGUUUGGCCCAGAUAUGGCCAUGCAGCUACUAGAACAGCCAUCGACCAAUCAGUCCGACAUGUAUGGCUCUGAUCAGUCGUUUGAGAUAGAAGAUCCACAGCCUCAGGCUAGUGAACAUGCAUUAAUUCCAAACUUUUCCCUAAUAGUAGGUGAUUCAGACAGUUUAAAAGAUGCUUCGAUGAAAAAGAUUUUGUCGGAUAGUUCCGCCAGUGGUGACCCUUUCUCUGGCGAUGAGUUGAGCAAUGAGACGUUAUUCUCGCUGUUCAAUCGGAAGCCACCACAACGUAGCGUUUCGUCGGAGACCAGACGGGAGGUGUUUCGGAAAAGUCGUGACCUGUUUGCUGAGGAUAUUCCUGAACCUGACCAAAUGGUUCCAGUUCCAUUUCGGAAGUCCAACAGUAUGCCAGACCUUUCCAACAGCCUGCCAGAUCUAGUAAUCACAUCCCUCCCUGGCGCGGUUACACAUAGCACAGAUCUCAACCAGGAACCAGCAUUGUAUAGUGUUAAGAGAAACUUUGAAGGGCCCUCAUGUAACAAGCCUAGGCAGCUGCGUCGUAGUGUGAGCAUACAGGAAACCCCUGAGGAGUGCAUCUUCAAUGAGGACGACUGUCCUUCUGAGUUGAGGCGGCGCCAGGGACGGCUGUCUGGGACAGGAGAGGAAACAUCGCCCACUGGAAGUACUACAGAGAACCGCAAUCCUCUCGUAUCCAAGUCCAGUGGAUAUCACUCCCAACAAAGCGGGAGUCAGGAAAGUGAGUUUUCCCGCAGCUCGAGUGGCGUAUGGAGGUCAUGUGACAGCACGGAGGGGGAGAAGGGCGGGGCUGACACGGACCUGGGGCUCACUGCGCACAACACAGGACAGGAGCAGAGACAGGUCACUACUGCUGAUUUAGGUGCUCAAAUAGCUCCUGACAAGGUAGAGCACACACAUGUUGAUAGCGUGGCAGAGGGUUGUAAACUUGCGGCCAUGUUGCCAUGUUCAGCAUUGUUGUCUGACGCCAGCAGCCAGACCCUGUCUGGUACAGCCGGUGAUCUCCAGUCUUACGCUACGAAUAGUGAUCAGAGUUUCCAGACUGUCAUAAGCUUUAAGACUCAUCUGGUUAGCAGGCUAAAUGUACGGUCUGAGGUAGCCAAUGAACAAUCAGAGAACAAUGGCCUCCCGUUUUUAAGUUUGCUUGACAAUAGCAGCAUUUCUGUUGAAGAUUUGAAUGAGAAUGAAAAAUUAACAGCAAAACAACCAAACAGUUUACCCUCAGUGACCAUGACAACAGACAGUAAGUGGGUGUGUGAGCCUGCAGGAAGUUCCAGUGAUGAGUAUGACAAGCAGGCGGGGGAUGAUGCCAGCUUCAGCAUCACAGCAAAUAUAGGGUGUGUGGAGGAGGAGGACGCCAGGCACCUGGAGCGGGUACAGCGGGACCAUCUGACGCCAGGGCAAGACCACCUGACCCCUGGUGGGCUUUCGGCCGUAUCCCAGCAUUCCUCCAGUGGCAGCAGUGCAUCACCCAUGAGCUCAGGGGCCAUCAACUAUAAGCAAAAUUCAGAAGAAUUCAGAGAGAACAUUUUCAACACAAGGAUUUUAGAAUUGAGUCCAAACAUGUCGGAGUCCCAGUUCGAAUCUCUCAGAAAGUUGUGGAGCUACCGUAUGCCGUCCAACCGAGCAAACGGGGAAUUGCCGUUACACCAAAAGGACAUGGUGUUCUCACAGACAGAUCUGGAGAGGGCGUCUUGGUGUGGGCAGCCACAAUGUGAGGACAGCUCCUGUCGCAUGAUGACCAAAAUCCAGCUAGUGAUCAGCUGUGACCACCCCUCCUUACACGUCUACUUCCCCUUCGUGAAAGACUACUGUGGGUUACUAUGGCAACACGCCGAGGGAUGUGACGAGAUCAAGUGUCGGGUCAUGUACUGCAAGGGCAUUUGGCAGCUGUCUGCAGAGAGUAACGAGGUGCCAACCAAUCAGAUUGUGUCGUGGAUCAAGGAGCAGAUGUCCAGGCCUGUGCUGCAAUUUCUCCACGACAAAGAAUUCACAUUUCACAGAUUGUGUGCUGACUCGCUGGUGAAGGAGCCGAGGCAGUUUGAGACUCACGUGCCGCUGUACGCCCUGGGGAGGUUUGGUACCGCCGUGGUGUGCUUGGAGACAGACAGGGACAGACUGUGCCUCAUGAAAACUAAUCCCCCCAUGGACUACAGCCACCACGUGUCCCUGUACAAAUGCCUGAAGGGACAGACAGACAGACACCUGAUACGUCACUACUGGAUGCUGGAGUAUGACACACUCACACAGGUGUGCACAGAGUUCCUGCAAGGCGGCAGUUUGCAGGAGCUGUUGCUAGGGAAGCGUAGGUUGUCAUGGGAACUAGCAGCCUUCUACCUGACCCAGAUACUCCAGGGUGUGACCUUUCUCCAUAGCAACAACAUUGUGUACCUGAACUGGCAGAGCAAGAACAUGGUGUUCACCGACUCACGAUGCAAGUGUGUUAAGGUAUCAAACCUGGGUCUGUCGUGUCCACUCAACGGGCAGACUACGGACUGCCAGAUUGACAUCGGGGCUGUGAAGCAGUGUCUAGCACCACACCUGGCCCCUCCUGAGUUGAUCAGAAACAACGCUGUAUGCCUGGAGAGUGACAGCUGGGGAGCAGGCCUUCUGCUCUAUGAAAUGGUUACUGGCUCUCCCAUGUUGGACAAGCACAGGCACCUGGGCAGAGACAAAGUCCACAAUUCAGUGUUGAAAAAUUGUCAAAAGGGUUUCAGCAGGGAGCUGCAGGGGCUGCAGGAGGGACCAGCUCAUGUGAUCAGGGGCUGCUGGAAGGAGGUGCCUGCAGAGAGGCCUUCUCUAGAGACCCUGCUGGAGCAGUUCAGACUUGUUGGAAGGGUCCACUGACAAAAGAACACAAAACGUUAAAAAAAGUCACUGGGAUAUUGGAUAUGGUGGCUGCCUUGCAAGAAGGAGGUCAUGGGUUCGAACCCCAAUGUAGGAUUGUUCUUUAGAUCUCCCUCAAAGACACUAGGUAGUGGUUCUACCCAGGAAACAGACUUGAGAAUGCUUCAAUAAGCCUCAGGCUUUAAACUGAGCUAACAUAUUCUGCUUAACCCUUUGCAUGCUGGGAAAUUUGUCGUCUGCUAAAAUGUCGUCUGCCAAAUUUAUAAAAUUUGCAUUUUCUUCGAUUUUUUUCAAAGAAUACUAUCAGAAUAGCAAACAGUUUGGAUUCUGAUGAGACGCCACGUUCUGUGGCGUCUCAUCUGGAUCCAAACUGUUUGCAAAGGCCUUCAAAAUCCGGUUCCAGCGCUCAAAGGGUUAAAAUUGUGAUGAAUAUGGAACAUGGCGUAAUUCAUUUCUGUCUGUCAGGACUCUUGUCUGUUGUCAGCUUGUCUGUCAGGACUCUUGUCUGUUGUCAGCUUGUGAUAGAUAGUGAAUGGAUACCGGUUUGUACAUGUUUGUAUGUAUGUAAUAUUUAUAAGGUAUAUAAUAGUUUUAUGGAUUUUAUGCACUAUGUACAUGUAGUAAAUGAGUGGGGAGAAUAGCUAGAUAUUUAAUAGAUUUUAUCCAAUAUAAAGUGUAUGGGGUAUAGCUAGAUAUGAAUACACAUGAUGUUUAUCAUAGAAACAUGCAUCAAGAUAUAAUAAGAAAUUUCAUGAUAAAAGUAUUACCAUUAAAUAACUGCUUUGUUUAUAUACAUCGGGAGAGUACAUAUAACAUGUCAAAAAUGCAUGUUACAAUGUUCAUUAUACAAAGCCCACAAACAUAUUGAGAUCAUUAGCUAUUAUAUCAGGCGCCAAAGGCUCUCUACCAGGCUUUAUAGUACUACUAUGUCUUUGAAUGAAAUGGCACCAAUAGUGCCUAAUUCAUUUAUCGAUAUAGCCACUAAGAAUAUUUGUCUAAAUCACAUCUAUAUAUAGCUUGUCAAAAGGGAGUAAUAAUGACAUUAUAUUAGUAAUUGUAAUAUGCGCCCAAAAUAUUUGUUUAUUAAUCAGAGACAAAAGUGAAAGGUUCAUCAAUUUGUUAUUAAAAAACAUGUUCUUUAAAUGUUCAUUUUUCAUGCUCUUUUUCCUCUAAUGCUUUUUAGCAUACAAAGUCAUAUUACUUAUAACAAUGUGAAUGUUGUGUGUACUUCCGUUGUAGUUUUAUCUCUUGUUUUAUGAGGUAAAUUAACCCUUAUCGAAGAUAUAUGUCCAGUUCCUUGCUAAGUAAUUAGUUUAUUCCACUCCCUCUGCCAAGCAUAUUUUACAGUGUCAUAUGUCUUGUCCUUUGACAAGCCUUGUUGUUGUUGUGUUAAAUGUUUGAGUUGGUAUUUUAAGUAUCUUUCUAUGCUAUAGAUCGAAGUAUAUAGUGACAGUAUUUAUUGAGAGAUCUUUGUACAAAUGUAAUGAUUUAAAUAAAAGUAUGUUUAUGCAUAUAGGUUUUUCUAUCAUCUCAUGCAAACUAAUUUAUUGUGCAAUAUUUGGUUGUUCUGUUUCAAUGUUUUAUGCCCCCCUUCAGAGAGGGGAUACAUUGUUUUACUGGAUGUCUGUCAGUGGGUCUGCUAGUAGACUAGUUGGUUUCUGAUCAAUAACUUGUGAAUGGAUUUACCAAUUAGCUUAAUACUUCCCAUGUGCAUUGGCCUUUGCCAGCAGAUGAUCCCUAUUUCAAUUGGGGUCACUAGGUCAUAGGUCAAAGUCACUGUCACAUGUCACACUAAGAGUGAAAAUUGUUUCCGAUCAAUAACUUGUGAAUUGGGAGACUGAUUAGAUUGAUACUUCCCAUGUGCAUUGGCGCUGGACAGUACAUGGCCCCUAUUGAAAAUGGGGUCACUAGAUCAAAGGUAAAGGUCACUGUCACACUAAGUGUGAAAUGGAUCCCAAUCAGUAAGUUGUCAACUGAUUCAGGGAUUGGCUUGAUACUUCCCAUUUGCAUUGGCCAUGGACAGUUGAUGACUCCUAUUGAAAUUAGGGUCACAAGGUUUAAGGUCAAGGUCACUGUCACAAUAAGGGCAACGAAUUGAUUGAUUGCCUUGAUACUUCACAUAUGUAUAUUCCUUGAACCGUAGAUAGUAGACAGACAAUAUUCUCAAGCCAUUUACUAUAACGAACAGGGGGGGGGGGGAGGGGGAGAGCAUCUGUCUCCAACCGCAGAGCUCUUGUCUUAAUUGUUAAGGAUUUUAAGAGGUUAAACAUUUGAAUCAACCAUUGUAAUUUUGUUUGGGAAAACUUGUUUUAUGUAUGUUAGACAUGGAAGGAACACACAUUGGUUGUUGAUAUAUUGAUAAUUGUUGAUAAUGUUACCGGUAAUUGUUUUUAGAAUUAAACAAACCACGUUUUGAACAAUGAGACUUGGUUCUGCUUCUAGUCCGAAAACUGUCCACGCAUUUGAUACUUUCCAACUUUCAACUUCCAAAAUCACUUUGAAGGACAUGGUUAUAACUGGAUAUUUGCGAACACGCUCAUACUCAUACUCAUGACCAUGUGACCUCGAAUAUCCGUCGGUUGCUAUCCGCGCAUGCGCAUGCAUUUACUAUUUUCUAUUAAUAAAAUAUACUUUUUUUUAUUAAUAAAAUACAUGUAAAGAA
This is a messenger RNA of Dreissena polymorpha, 5991 nucleotides long. RefSeq lists its product as uncharacterized. Gene Ontology annotation, biological process: protein phosphorylation. The coding region runs from base 348 to 3329 and encodes 993 amino acids. NCBI's taxonomy places the organism in Eukaryota, Metazoa, Mollusca, Bivalvia, Myida, Dreissenidae. The transcript has 14 exons. The record is from RefSeq and is a predicted model, not a curated record. Gene Ontology annotation, molecular function: protein kinase activity; ATP binding.